AUGUGUUCGGCUUCAAACGUUUAUUCACAACCACUUGGUGUAUGGGACAGUCUCCGUGCUGAUAAGAUUGCAGUUCGAUUAAAAUAUGGUUUACAUCAAAUUCCAGUGAUAUAUCCUCCAAAUCAUCAAUGUUAUUCACUUAUUGAACGACUUUAUUACGAUGCAGAGAACUGGAUGUAUCAACUUCUCGGUAUACCUAAAAAUGGAAAGCCUGCUGGUCGUUAUAUAAUUCAUUUAUAUCGGAUUGUAGCGACAGAUUUUGGAAUGGUACCUAUUCUUCGAUCAUCAGAUAUUGAACAUAAUUCUUUAAUCGAAAUAAUACUUGUACCUGUCGAAGUCAGUGAAAAUCAUCACGCGCUACGUGAAUCUCAAUUACGUGUACCAACAAAUUGUUCAAAAUGUACACGUUUUAUUGCUGGUGUAUAUAAACAAGGUGUUCGUUGUAGUAAAUGUCGUCAAACAUAUCAUAAAGAUUGUGCACCAUAUCUUAUUGAUGAUUGUCCAGUUGAAAGUAAUGCUAAGCAUGCAUCCUCAUCAUAUAUUGCAUUUAUUAAUCCAUUUGCUGCUGAUUCAUCAUCGUCAUCAUCAUCGUCGUCAUCACUAUCAGGUUCAAUGAUAAAUCUAGUAAGACCUGACCUAACUGUUAAUAAUACACGAUUGCCUAUACCAGGCAAAACUUCACCAAACAUUACACCUAUCACAAUCAUUGAUAAAGGUAUUUUUCCUGCAUGUAUUCGUAAUGCUCACUUUCAUGGACGAUAUCUUUUUCGUCUUACAACAAAUACAUUAAGUAUAUCAACAAAUUUAUCAUCUAAAAAUGUUGCACAAACUCAAUUACUUCCAUCAAGUGAAACUGAAACAAUAUUUUCAUUAACUGAUAUAGAAGAUCUCGUUUUAACUCAUUCUAUGCUUGGCAAAGACAAUGUUUUUGAAAUUCAUCUACGAAAUAAAAUUAUUAUUAGCGUAGGAAAACGAACAGAUUCUGAUGCAUUACAAAUGGAAACAGCUCAAUUCUAUUCAUCAAUUCGGGAUCAACGUGAAACAUUGAUUAACGCUACACCAUCAGUGCCACCAUCUAUUUCACCACCAGUAGAGGGUAUAUUCCCACAAGAAACAGGUAUUCGACGGCCAUUAAUUGAAAAAGGAAGUAUUCGGAAAGAAAUACCAGGUGCAAAUGAUGCUGAAAAAGAAGACUUACAUGAGCGAUAUGCAUUUACUGGUGAAAAAAUUGGUGAAGGUGCAUUCGGACGCGUCUUAGGUGCUUAUAGAAAAUCAACGAAACAACCAGUAGCUAUUAAAGUUAUAGAAAAAAAUGGUAGUUGUGAAGAUAUUCAACGAAUUAAUGAAGAAAUUGUUUAUCUUUCUAAAUUCAGUCAUAUCAAUAUUCUCAAAUUAGAAGCUUAUUAUGAACGUGAUGAUGCUGUUUAUGUAGUUACUGAACGUUUGGAGACCGAUUUAUGUAAAUACAUAAUGGAAUCUAAAGAUCAUUAUUUAGAUGAGACAACAAGUAAAAUGAUUAUAUUUCAAGUAAUUGUUGCUUUGAAAUAUCUUCACGAUAAAGAUUGUGGUCAUUUGGAUGUUAAAUGUGAAAAUAUUCUCUUGUCACUUCUUAAACCAGUACCUGCUGCUAAUAAACCUUUACAAAAUGGAAUUGAUUACAAUCAAGAUUUUCCUCUAGUUAAGUUAGCCGAUUUUGGUUAUUCGAGAAUUAUUGGUGAACAUUCAUUUCGUAAGACUCGUGUAGGAACGAAAGUUUAUAAUGCUCCUGAAAUUUACAAUAGUAUGAACGGUUAUAAUCGAUUAGCUGAUGUAUGGAGUGCUGGAGUUGUUCUAUAUGCUGCUUUAUCUGGUUCAUUACCAUUUGAUGAACAAUAUUAUGCUCAUAUUAAAGAAAUUGUCGAUGAUAAAAAUAGACUUUUCUCUGAUGCACGAUGGGCAUAUGUAUCCGAUUUAGCAAAGGAUCUAUUAACGGAUAAAUUAUUAGUUAUGCAAAUAGAGUCACGUCCUAAACCAAAUGGAAAUCAAAAAAUACGUGCUAAACCAAGUCUUGUUCUCUUUGAUGAUUGGUUUACGGAUUUUGAAUUAUAUAGAAAUCUACGUGAAAUUGAAAAACGAGCACGAUAUUUAAUGUCAACAAAACAACAAGAAAUUACACCAUCAACACAUUGGCUAACAGCACAACGAGAAGAUCCUGUUUGGAAAGAAUAUGAAUUAAAUUAUUACUAA
Adineta steineri is the source of this 2226-nucleotide messenger RNA. Lineage: Eukaryota; Metazoa; Rotifera; Eurotatoria; Adinetida; Adinetidae. The record is from the annotation of a GenBank genome assembly.